Conger conger (European conger) is the source of this 1853-nucleotide messenger RNA. RefSeq lists its product as uncharacterized. The record is from RefSeq and is a predicted model, not a curated record. The transcript is spliced from 8 exons. The coding region runs from base 186 to 1853 and encodes 555 amino acids. NCBI's taxonomy places the organism in Eukaryota, Metazoa, Chordata, Actinopteri, Anguilliformes, Congridae. Gene Ontology annotation, molecular function: MAP kinase scaffold activity. Gene Ontology annotation, biological process: regulation of Rho protein signal transduction; adrenergic receptor signaling pathway; positive regulation of canonical NF-kappaB signal transduction. Gene Ontology annotation, cellular component: actin cytoskeleton; membrane.
UUGACGAUAGACGUGUACAAGGAAUUAAUGAAAGUGGUGAAACGCUGGACCUUAGAGACCAUAGCAGAAGUUUGUUUAAAAUAAAUAUUCGAUUACCUUGGCUAGCUUUUAUAAUAGCUUGGAUGCUAUGCUCCUGAAAGCAAAAUUUACGGAUUAAACAUCACAGAGUCCGAGAGUCCAGUGUCAUGAAACUGAAUCCACAGCAAGCUCCGUUAUAUGGCGAGUGUGUUCUGACUGUGCAGCUGUGUGAUGAAGAGGUCUGUGAGGAAGAAGAGGAUGUAGAGUUCUAUCUGUUGUUCUCUGGAAGCACGCAGACGCACCUCAGCAGCACUGUGAGGACCAGCCAUGUCACCCUGCAGGCCAUAUGCCCCGCGCACGCCUGCUGCGAGGCGGUGCGGGUGACGCUGUGCUCUGCGGGGCCAGGCCGGCCGGCGGGCCCGGUGGGGCCGGGGGAGCGGUUCCGCUUCGUGCAGGACCUGGCCUUCGACAUGGCGCAGUUCCUGGUGAGCGCGGCCGGCCGGAGCGACGGCCUGGAGGCGGCCAUGCUGCUGGACCAGUGUGACAUCCCCCUGCAGGAGUGCGAGAGGCUGGACCGGGGCCUGGCUCGGGCCCUCAGGCACCUGCCCCUGCCCCCUGGCUGGAGCCUGCUGGGGCCCCACACCGACACAGGAGCGGGAGGCGAUCCGGCCCCUCACGAGACGCUGCUGCACUUCGCAGCUCGGCGCGGUUUUCGCCGCGUGGCCGUGUUCCUGCUGAAACAGCCGGGCGGCCGCCAGGCGCUGGGCCUCCCCAAUAAACAGGGGGCCACCCCGGCAGCCGUAGCCAAGCUGAGGGGACACAGCCAGCUGCAGCAGAUCCUCUCUCAGGAGGACGGCGGGUUGGUUCCCAACACCAAAGUGCCCUGGGAGAUGUGUUUGGGAGAUCGCGUGGUGCGACACCACCCCAAACUCAACACCUACACCCUGACCGUUGCCACGGCGCCUGGCCGGCCUCCGCCCAAUCUGCAGGGGGAAGUGGAGGAGCUGCGUCGUCUGAUUGGCUGCCACAAGCAGAGCCAGGUAGCACAGGGAAGCCCCGGCCCGGAGACUGAGACGGGCUCUGUCCGGGCUCGACUGAGGGCGCCGGGAGCGCGCGGCGCACACGAGACAGGUUCGGCCGUCGCCCACGGCAGUGACGCCGGGUGGGCGGGGGGAAGCCGAGGAGGAGAUUACGAAGCGCCGGAGGAGGAGGAAGAGGAAGAGCGGGCGGGGUCAGCCGCUGCCUGGGGAGAGGGGGACAGGGUGGGAGAGGCAGAAAGCGGUAGAGUCGCGCGGAGGAGGCGAACGAAGGAACAGCGCUCCUCUCUCUGUGACAGGCAGGAACCCUGCGCGCCUCGCAGAGCGUUCAACGUUCUCCGGCAGGAAGGAGAGAGCUGUGCGGGGAGGGAAGGAGAGAGAGAAGAGGGGGGUGAGAGGGGACGGACAGAGCGACCCCCGGUGACUGACAUGGGGCUGGCGCAGUCUCAGGAGCACCCCGAACUCGAGGGGUACAGCGAAGCGGAGGAGGCGAGCGAGAGCGAGAGAGAGGAAGAGGGAGAAAACGGGAGGACUGCUACAGCCCUGAGCCCCCAUGAAGGAGGGAGCGCAGAGGGAGAGGAGGACGGAGAGAGGGAGGACGCAUACCAUGCCAUGCAGCAGCUCUUCACCCCAACUCUUUUGGGGGACGCCAGGGCCAGGUGCGAGGAGCGGAUCGACGGAGUUCGGGCCCCCGAACCUGCGCCCCCCACAACGGACGGGGAGGAGGCGAAACCGGAGACCGACGGCUCGGCGAGCCGCUACAGCCGGAAAGUACAGGAGAGACCAUCGGCCAAUUAG